CUUCCUCAAGGAGCAUGGAGUAGAGGCGGAAUCCUCCGCUUCGAUAGAACCAGGACGUCGGACGAAGGGGCCUACAUUUGCACCGCCUCCGAUCCUACGGACCCCGAAGAAGGCCCUAAGGAGGCUCCACCCGCACAACUUCAUGUGAAGCCGAAGCCAUUCGAACCACAAGUAGAGCCUCCAGAGCAGACCGUCAACGAAGGGCAUCCUGCUCAGUUCCGUUGUUGGGUGCCUGGUCACCCACGUGCUGUUCUGGAAUGGAGCAGGCAGCACGCGAUCUCCCGAGAGGCUUCGGUUAUAGAUGGUUACCUCCGUUUUAACAGUGCCACUACAUCCGACGACGGGUACUAUACCUGCACAGCCUCUGAUCCUACAGAUCCCGAGAGACCAUCUCGUGAUGCACCACCCGCACGGCUUCGUGUAAACCCGACACCCUUUGAGCCGCAAGUAGAACCACAGGAACAGACCGUCAAUGAGGGAGACCCGGUACAGUUCCGUUGCUGGGUGCCAGGAAAUCCACAAGCCACCCUUCAAUGGAGCAAACAAAGUGGAGAGCCACUUCCACCUGACACGAUGGAAAGGGAUGGCUACCUUCGAUUCUACAAUGCCAAGGCUUCUGAUGCAGGAACAUAUAUUUGCACGGCUACUAAACCCGGAGGAGGGGCACCUAAAGAAGCCCCACCUGCACGGCUUAAUGUGAAGACGCCGCCUUCAGCUCCUCAGGUCGAUCCUCCAUCACAAACUGUUGACGAAGGCCAGCCAGCAAGCAUUCGAUGCUGGGUACCAGGAAAUCCCAGAGCUCAACUCAGAUGGACCAAGCACGGACGACAGCCACUUCCUCCUCAUGCUCAUGAAAGGGACGGAGUUCUUACGAUUCCUCAAACAAGCAAGUCCGACGAGGGCCACUAUGUCUGUACUGCUUUUGAUCCUGAAACCAGAGUCCCAACAGAUGCCCCUCCAGCUCACAUUGGUGUUCGACAACCAACGAAGCUUCAACCACAAGUUGAUCCCAUAGAGCAGUCUAUCCCUGAAGGAUCUCCAUUCCGUAUUCGUUGUUGGGUUCCUGGUAACCCCCAUGUGCAAUUGUCGUGGAGACGGCCUCAAGGUGAAAUCAACGACGAUUCUACCCAGGAUCGCGGCAUUUUGACAGUCAAUCGUGCUGAACUCACUGAUGAUGGUGAAUAUCUCUGUACGGCUGAAGAUCCGAGAACGGGACAGAAGGCGGAGGCUCCUCCAGCUACUGUCCACGUUACGCAACCCACAAGAGUUCCUGAUGUUGGAGACAUUCAACGAAGGCCAGAGAUAACUCCACCACAACAGACGGUACCUGAAGGCGAUCCGGCAAGUAUUCGUUGCUGGGUUGAAGGUGAUCCACAAGCCCGUCUCACGUUCAAACGAGCUGAUGGUGCACCAAUACCGUUCGGUGCUUCCGAUUUGGACGGAGUAUUGGCCAUAAGCAGCACGUUGAAGAGUGAUGAAGGCGAUUAUAUCUGUACAUACCAUCCAGCAGAUGGAAGCACCCCCAAGGACUCUACACCAAGUAAACUCAUCGUCGAAACACCUGGUGAACCACCUCGACCGGUUGCCACACCACCGGUGCUUACCGUGAAACGAGGUCAUACUGCACAAUUCCACUGUGAAGCCAAUUCACCAACUCCUGCUCAAAUCAAGUGGGGCCAUGGUGACGCCGAUUCUGAGCUGCCAGACGGAGCCAACCAUGAACUCGAUGAUAUCAUGAUUGAUUCUGCCGACGACCAUCAUGUAGGAGAAUACGUUUGCUCGGCGACCAAUGAAUUUGGUACAGGAGUUGCAGAACCCGUUCAGCUUAUCGUCGUCGAUGAUGAACAGCCUCCAACAGCAAGAGUCGAACCGAGGGUCUGGAAUGGAAAACCAGGAGAUAAGCACCAGUUCAAGUGUCACGUCACGGGAGUGCCCACUCCAAAGGUGACCUGGUCUGGACCCAACAACUCACCUUUACCUCAUGAUGUGACAGAGUUAGAGGGCAAUAUUCUCGAAUUCUCUAAUGGACGUACGGAACUCAAUGGAGAUUACACUUGUACAGCUACUAACCCUGUUGGAGAGGCUACUGACUACGGGUCGGUCAACAUUGGGCCUUCACUGACAGUAAAAACCACCCCGGCUGGUCCACGACUCAUUCUCACCGUAGGCGAACCUCUGUCAGUCAAAUGUGAAGCGUUUGGAGAGCCUGAACCUGACGUGGAAUGGUUGUAUGAUCCUGGACCAGAGCGAGGUGACCUUCCCGAUGACUACAAGCCAGUCACGAUCUUAGAACAAUUCAUUAAACAUCCUGCCAUUGGCCUCGGCAAUGCUGGAGCUUACACAUGCAAGGGAUCCAAUAGUCACGCCACUGCCACUAAGAACAUUUACGUCGAAGUUGUCGAGCCAUCUCGAGUCGCUACGGUGUCGAUUCUGGGCGGAUCCUCCCAAUGGUUUGAGCAGGGCGAGUCAUCUGAGCUCAUCUGUACAGCUACUGGCAGUUCUCUCGUUGAUAGACUUGAAUGGGUCAAGGUGGACGACCAGCUUCCAACCGACGUAGAGGAGCACAACGAACCCGGACUAUUGCAUUUCCCUAACUUCAAGAACUCAUAUGCUGGCGAAUAUGAAUGUCGCGGUUACCGUAACAACGAGUUGAUCGCCUCGAGUUCCGUCCAAGUGUACUCGUCCACUGAUGACACUGAAGAUGUGAAGGUCGAGAUUGAGCCACCACGUGUACGAAUUGUCUCCCAAGGCGAAAAUAUUGUACUCAAAUGUACUGUCCAAGGUGCCAAGAAAGCCAAAUUUGAAUGGGCUCUGUUGCGAGGUGGAAACAUUGUACGGAAAUUGGGCAACGAAGCAACACUUGAAGUAAAAGGCGCUGAUCCAACAAACGAUUACGGAGUGUACAGGUGUAACGUCGAAGACGACAAUGGCGUCGUCAUCGGAAGUGCCUAUACUGCCGUCAGCGUCGGCUACAGCGAUCGAAGCAAUGCUCAAGUGGUCAAGUUCGAUGAAAAGUCCGACGCCGUCUUCACCUGCCCAAUCUAUUCCGUUCCUGGAUCCAAGGUCGAAUGGUCUCGAGUGGAUGGUGAUCUUCCUCCUGGUGCUCUUCCUAAUGGAAACAGACUUGAAAUCAAAGAUUUCGAUGAUUCGGCUGCCGGUAUGUACAUGUGCAAGGUGACCUUCGACAACCACGUCGUUGAAGGAUUCGUCGAUGCUCAAAUAUUUGUUCCGGACACAAUCAUCCAAGUUCUUCUCGAUGUUUCCUCGGAAUCAGUCAACGUCGGUGAUCGAGCGUGGUUCGAUUGCAAGGUAACUGGAGAUCCAACGGCUGUCAUUUCGUGGUCGAAGGAAGGAGCUGAUGAGUUGCCAGACAACUCUCAGGUGACUGGAGGUCGAUUACUGUUCAACGAGGUGACCGAGGAUAAUGCUGGAGUGUACAAAUGCCGAGCAAAGACGAAAGCCGGACCAUUGGAGACGCGGACCGUGCUGAACAUCGGCUCAGCAAAACGCAAGCGCAAGCAUGUUCGCGGUCGCCACGCCCGACGGAAUCAUCGACGGCGUGCUGCGACGAUUGCAUCACGACAGCAUAAGAGAAGGCUUUCGUUGAUGCAUUCGACGUUCGGCUCGUGGUUCUCAACCGCUCAUUAG
Molecule: messenger RNA, 3648 nt
Organism: Haemonchus placei
Lineage: Eukaryota; Metazoa; Nematoda; Chromadorea; Rhabditida; Trichostrongylidae
Source: the annotation of a GenBank genome assembly